AUGGCGCGCCCGAGCCACCACGCGGCGCCCGCGGCGGAGGCAAAGCCGUCCGAGAUCGACGUCUACAGGGAAACAUUUCUGAGAUACGCGGGCUACUCCAACGAGCUCGGCGAGGCGUUCGGCCCGCUGCUGCCGCGGGCCGUGCCGUUCUCGUACGUCGUCGCGAUCAUUUACGUCGUCGCCGACACGAUCGAUAAGUCGCGCAAGGCCUACGGCGGCGCCAAGUACGAGGAGGACGCGCUCACGGCCUGCGCCUUGAUCGAGGGCCUCGACGCGCUCAUCUGGCAGCUCGCGGCGUCCGUGGCCCUGCCGGGGUUCACCAUUCACCAGGUCGUCGCCAUUACGGUGACGCUUCUGGAGAGCUUCGAGCGCGCGGGCGGCGCCUACGACGUCGUCCCGACGCUCGUCGGCCUCGCGGCGAUCCCGAUGAUCGUCGAGCCGCUCGACGAGCUCGCGGAGGUCCUUAUGGAGGCCGGCCCGCGGAAGCUCUGGGGCCCCUACCUCGACGCGUGCCGCCUCUAA
This is a messenger RNA of Aureococcus anophagefferens, 522 nucleotides long. RefSeq lists its product as hypothetical. The record is from RefSeq and is a predicted model, not a curated record. Lineage: Eukaryota; Pelagophyceae; Pelagomonadales; Pelagomonadaceae. Gene Ontology annotation, cellular component: mitochondrion. The coding region runs from base 1 to 522 and encodes 173 amino acids. Gene Ontology annotation, biological process: mitochondrial fission. The transcript has a single exon.